Molecule: messenger RNA, 1510 nt
Organism: Ascoidea rubescens DSM 1968
Lineage: Eukaryota; Fungi; Ascomycota; Saccharomycetes; Ascoideales; Ascoideaceae
Product: histidine phosphatase family protein
Exons: 1
Coding region: 250-1314 (354 amino acids)
Cellular component (GO): cytoplasm
Molecular function (GO): phosphatase activity
Source: RefSeq, a predicted model, not a curated record
UUCUUAUCAGUAGUUGAGCUGAAAUAUUUCCACCUCCCUAUCAAAUGUGUGAAUGAAAAAUUAAAAACAAUUCAACGAAAACGGGAAACCCUUAUCAUUAAUGUAAUGAAGCAGCAAAGACACCAGCAACAAGACCCAAAUAAGUUACAUUGCUGCACAUAAUUUGUUGUAAUUUGAGUUAGAUUUGGGGUUACAAUGUUUCGAGGUAAAAGGUUACUACUGGUAAAUCUUGUUUUUUGUUUAUUUGCUAUGUACUUUUUUUAUACCUGGCUAAAGGUCUCCUUUCAGCAAUCUUUGGUGUCGAAGGUUACAGUGUUGAAGUCUUUUAGUGGGAAAAAUAAUAAUUUGAAGACUCCAACGUUUAUUCCCAUAAAAUACGAAGUGAUCAAGGGAUAUUUUUACCAGGACGAUCCUUCGAGUAUUCCUUCUGAUUUCAACUAUUUGGUUGACGACUUUGGGUUGAUCGCACCUAAUACAUGGAACCAAGUGAAGUUUGAUCUCAAGAUUCUUAAUGACAAUUCUCCUGAUAAUGUUGCAUAUAAACUAUUGUUUUUAGCGAGACAUGGAGAGGCGCCUCAUAAUGCUGCCAAAAUAUAUUAUGGACAGAAGGCAUGGGACUGUUAUUGGGCUCAUUUGCCUGGAAAUAGAACCAUGACUUGGUUAGAUGGGCAUUUAACUGAGUUAGGGACUCAGCAGGCCAAAGAUAACAAUCCAUCGUGGAAAAAACAAUUGACAAAAGAUGCUCCUUUUCCAUCUAGUUUUUAUUGCUCGCCUUUGACAAGGUCCAUUGAAACAUUGAUUUACACUUGGAACGAUAUUGGUUUGUUUGCUCCGCCAUAUGUUCAUCCAGUGUUUAAGGAAAUGUUGAGAGAAGAUAAUGGGGUGGAUACAGCAGAUAUCAGAAUGAACAAGACAUAUUUAAGCAAAGUAUAUCCAGAAUUUGAAUUUGAAGAUGGGUUUUCUGAAGAGGAUGAAUUGUGGGAUCCAUAUUUCUACGAAAGUAAUGAAGCCCAUGACGUUAGAUCGCACAGAUUUUUGGACGAUAUCUUUGCAAAUGAUUCGUCUGCAUUUAUAUCAGUUACCAGUCAUUCUGGAACCAUUUAUUCUAUAUUUCGAGUCAUUGGACAUGCAGAUUAUAUUGUUGAUACAGGUGGAAUGGUUCCGGUGAUAGUCAAGGCAAUUGGACCAAGUAUUGAGGGCACAAGUUCCAGUAGAACCGGAUUGUUCACUAGCUCAGUUACUUCCAUUGCUGCUACCUGGUGCACUGUUACUAGUGAAAGUAUUAUCGUAACAGCAACAUCAAACCCAUCAUGAGAGUAUUUUUAUUUCUAUUCUACUGAGUUUUUUUAUUUUAUUUUGUUUUGUUUUAUUAAUUUCCUAUUCAUGUUACUGAACUAUGUAAUGUUUUAUUAUUUUUUCUUCUUUUGUGGAUCUUCAAAUUUCAAAAUCAUUUCCCAGCUUAUCUAUAUAUAAAUACUUUAAAUAGACAGCAAAAUCAGCAAAAUCCGAG